AUGGCUGAAGUCGCACCAGCUCCCGCCUUGGCCGCCGCCGCCCCCGCGCCGGCCAAGGCUCCCAAAAAGAAAGCAGCAAGCAAGCCCCAGAAAUCGAGCCCUAGCGUUGGAGAAUCGAUCGUCAAGGCCGUGUCCGCCUCCAAGGAGAGGAGCGGAGUGUCUCUCGCCGCUCUGAAGAAAGCUCUGGCGGCCGGCGGCUACGAUGUGGAGAAGAACAACUCCCGCGUCAAGCUGGCACUCAAGAGCCUGGUGACCAAGGGGACCCUGUUGCAGACCAAAGGAACCGGCGCCUCUGGCUCUUUCAAGCUCAACAAAAAGCAAGCCGAGGCUGCGAAAAAGAAGCCUGCAAAGAAAGCGGCUCCUAAAGCGAAGAAGCCGGCCGCCAAGAAGCCCGCCGCCGCCAAGAAGUCACCGAGGAAGGCGAAAAAGCCCGCAACACCCAAGAAGGCCACGAAGCCGGCAGCAGCCAAGAAGCCGACCAAGACUCCAAAGAAAGCCAAGGCAGCCAAGCCCAAGGUGGCCAAACCCAAGACCGCCAAAGCAAAGAAAGCGGCUCCCAAGAAGAAGUGA
Messenger RNA from Megalops cyprinoides (Indo-Pacific tarpon), 570 nucleotides. RefSeq names its product histone H1-like. Gene Ontology annotation, molecular function: nucleosomal DNA binding; double-stranded DNA binding; structural constituent of chromatin. The transcript has a single exon. The record is from RefSeq and is a predicted model, not a curated record. Gene Ontology annotation, biological process: negative regulation of DNA recombination; chromosome condensation; nucleosome assembly. The coding region runs from base 1 to 570 and encodes 189 amino acids. Gene Ontology annotation, cellular component: nucleus; nucleosome. NCBI's taxonomy places the organism in Eukaryota, Metazoa, Chordata, Actinopteri, Elopiformes, Megalopidae.